This is a messenger RNA of Babjeviella inositovora NRRL Y-12698, 488 nucleotides long. RefSeq lists its product as uncharacterized. NCBI's taxonomy places the organism in Eukaryota, Fungi, Ascomycota, Pichiomycetes, Serinales. The coding region runs from base 107 to 445 and encodes 112 amino acids. The record is from RefSeq and is a predicted model, not a curated record. The transcript has a single exon.
CUUUUAUAGACUACCUGGUUUGAUCUCACCACCACUAUAUCGUACUUAAAGCUCUAAUGAUGCCUUUGCCACCAAGACCCACCAAAAGAGGAGGCAAUGAAUACAGAUGGCUCUAGGCAGCGCUAAAAAACAAAGCAAAGUUCAUGAUCGCUCUGUAUAUGUACUCUUUAGCUUGAUACAGGCGGUGAAGGAGACAAAUGACGUGAACGCCCGGCUUGUGAAUGAGCUAAACCGGGCCCAACAGGAUUAUGAGAAGAUUAGGGGGGAUGUCAGAGGAGAGCUUCACGAGAUUAGGAAAGAGCUUCAAGGGUUCAAGCAGGCUGUGGGGGUGGUAAUUAGCGGUGGUAAUGCAUCAAAUGUUACAGAAAUCAAGAACAACGUGUUUGACCUCAAGCUUGAUAUGCGCAUGCUUAAGGAAUAUAUGGUGGGUCGCAAAGGCUGUUAGACUUGAACUGGUUAUGUUUUCAACGUGUUGCUAACACAGAGAC